CAUGACGGGGGAGGUGGAGAUUUCCAUCAUGGCGGCUUCCAUUUCGGGCUACACCUUCAGCGCUGUGUGUUUUCACAGCGCCAACAGCAACGCCGACCACGAAGGAUUUUUGCUGGGAGAGGUAAGACAAGAGGAAACGUUUAGCAUCAGUGACUCACAAAUCAGCAACACAGAGUUUCUGCAAGUAAUUGAAAUUCAUAACCAUCAGCCCUGUUCAAAACUUUUUAGUUUUUAUGAUUAUGCAAGCAAAGUGAACGAAGAGAGUUUGGACAGAAUCCUUAAAGAUCGGAGGAAGAAAGUUAUCGGGUGGUACAGAUUCCGUCGAAACACCCAGCAGCAGAUGUCGUACAGAGAGCAGGUUAUCCACAAGCAGCUCACCCGCAUCCUCGGUGUGCCAGACCUUGUCUUCCUUCUCUUUAGCUUCAUCUCUACCGCCAACAAUUCUACUCAUGCUUUAGAAUAUGUUCUCUUUAGACCAAAUCGAAGGUAUAAUCAAAGGAUAUCACUUGCAAUCCCCAAUCUAGGCAAUACCAGCCAACAAGAGUACAAAGUGUCUUCAGUGCCAAACACUUCGCAAAGUUAUGCCAAAGUUAUUAAAGAGCAUGGUACUGACUUUUUUGACAAGGAUGGAGUCAUGAAGGACAUUAGGGCAAUUUAUCAGGUUUAUAAUGCACUUCAGGAGAAAGUACAGGCAGUGUGUGCAGAUGUAGAAAAGAGUGAGCGAGUUGUUGAAUCUUGUCAGGCAGAAGUGAACAAAUUAAGAAGACAAAUCGCACAGAAGAAAAAUGAAAAGGAACAAGAAAGAAGAUUGCAGCAGGCCCUAUUAAGCAGACAGAUGCCAUCUGACAAUCUGGAGCCAGCAUUCAGCCCUCGGAUGUCCUAUUCUGGGUUUACAGCUGAAGGGAGAAGUACUCUAGCAGACACUGAACCCUCUGAUCCUCCUCCCCCAUAUUCUGAUUUCCACCCAAACAAUCAAGAAAGUACUCAGAGCCAUUCUCGAAUGGAAAGGAGUGUCUUCAUGCCUCGGCCUCAGGCUGUGGGCUCUUCCAACUAUGCUUCCACCAGUGCCAGACUGAAGUUCUCUGGAAGUGGAGCAGAUCUUCUUCCUUCCCAGAGAGCAGCUGGAGACAGUGGGGAGGAGUCAGACGACAGUGAUUAUGAAAAUUUGAUUGACCCUGCAGAGUCCCCUCAUAGUGAAUCCUCACAUUCAAAGAAUUCACGGCCCGUGACACAUCCCGAUGAGGACCCCAGGAACACUCAGACCUCCCAGAUUUAAGUAAACAGAUGACACUCUCUCCACUUGGCUUUUCUUAAUGGCUUAUUGAGAGUUUGUUGAGGACUUAAUCUGUGGGGAGAACUGCUUUCUCAGAUGCCGUGACUCCCGAGUGGGGCACCCCAUGCACAGAACCCCCAGAAUCCUCUGUCCGCCAGUCCUCACCUCUGGGUGCAGUGCAUGGGUUCACAGCAGAAUCAUUACGAUAAUCAAAUUGUCCUAAUUCUGGUGCGAUUCAUGGAUGUACUAGUAAAUUUAGGCAGAGUGAAA
This is a messenger RNA of Mesocricetus auratus (golden hamster), 1543 nucleotides long. It is a transcript of the gene Abraxas2, whose product is annotated as abraxas 2, BRISC complex subunit. Gene Ontology annotation, molecular function: polyubiquitin modification-dependent protein binding; microtubule binding. Gene Ontology annotation, biological process: protein K63-linked deubiquitination; attachment of spindle microtubules to kinetochore; mitotic spindle assembly. NCBI's taxonomy places the organism in Eukaryota, Metazoa, Chordata, Mammalia, Rodentia, Cricetidae. The transcript has 9 exons. Gene Ontology annotation, cellular component: nucleus. The coding region runs from base 2 to 1276 and encodes 424 amino acids. The record is from RefSeq and is a predicted model, not a curated record.